This is a messenger RNA of Nyctereutes procyonoides (raccoon dog), 1405 nucleotides long. RefSeq names its product RNA binding motif protein 34 (gene RBM34). Gene Ontology annotation, molecular function: RNA binding. Lineage: Eukaryota; Metazoa; Chordata; Mammalia; Carnivora; Canidae. The transcript has 11 exons. The record is from RefSeq and is a predicted model, not a curated record. The coding region runs from base 67 to 1347 and encodes 426 amino acids.
AGUGCGGGCGCGCGUGCGGGCGCGCGUGCGGGCUCGCGGGCCGGCUGGUGUGUCUGGAGCCGUGGGAUGAGGAUGCUGGUGGAAGGGAAGAACAAACGGAAGAAAAAGGGAGGUGCGGAGGAAGGAGAACGCCCGGACGACGACGUUCGCGGGGCUCUGACCGGAGACUAUGUGGUUGGACAAGUCGCCAGCAGCUUGGUCCAGGGCAGGCGUCCCUCCGGAGACCGCGCAGCCCGGCUGGCGUCCCUCUUCAGCUCUCUAGAGCCUCAGCUUCAGCCCGUGUACGUGCCUGUGCCUAAAGAAACCACCAAGAAAAGGAAACGGGAUGAGGAGGAAGAAAGUACAUCUCAAAUUCAGAGACCACUUUUGCAAGAACCUUCAAAAUCACUGAAAGCAAAGAAAAAACUUUCUGAUGCAGACAAAAGGAAAAACACUCUAGCAAGUCGUGAUUUAGAAGAAGAAAUUCAUCAAAAACAGGAACAGAAAAGGAAUAAUUCUCAAUCUGGUAUUAAUGUAGCAGAUAAAAAAGUACUUGAUGUAGACCACAUAGUUUUAAAUCAAAGAAAGAAAAUUGAAAUCAACCAAGAAGAGGAGAGAUUAAAGAAUGAGAGAACUGUGUUUGUUGGGAAUUUGCCUGUCACAUGUAAUAAGAAGAAGCUGAAAUCAUUUUUUAGAGAGUAUGGACAAAUAGAUUCUGUACGAUUUCGUUCUUUGGUUCCAGCAGAGGGAACUUUGUCCAAAAAGUUGGCAGCAAUAAAACGUAAAAUUCAUCCUGAUCAGAAAUAUAUUAAUGCUUAUGUUGUGUUUAAGGACGAGAGCUCUGCUACAAAAGCCUUGAAAAGAAAUGGUACCCAAAUUGCAGAUGGAUUUCGUAUUAGAGUUGAUCUUGCAUCUGAGACUUCAUCUAGGGACAAGAGAUCAGUGUUUGUGGGAAAUCUCCCGUACAAAGUUGAAGAAUCUGCGGUUGAGGAACACUUUUUGGAUUGUGGGAGUAUUGUGGCAGUAAGAAUUGUGAGAGACCGAGUUACUGGAGUUGGCAGAGGAUUCGGUUACGUGCUCUUUGAGAAUACAGAUGCUGUUCAUCUUGCUCUGAAAUUAAAUAAUUCUGAACUGAUGGGAAGAAAACUGAGAGUCAUGCGUUCUGUUAAUAAAGAAAAAUUAAAACCAAAUUCAAAUCCCAGUUUGAAGAAUGUUGGUAAACCUAAGGAGGGACUUAAUUCCGCUUCAAAAAAUGUAGGACUGUGUAAAAAUUUGUUUAUUGGAGAAAAAGCUGUUCUCAUUAAGAAGAAGAGGAAGAAAGGACAAAAGAAAAGUGGACACGCUAAGAAACAGAAAAAACGGAAGUAACCACCCGAAGAUUAUUUAGUUCCCGCUGAGUACUGGUAAUAAAGGUGUGGUAAACCCA